AUGACCAAGGGAAUCAGCCACGAUCGUCCUGUCACUAUUACCAAGCAAAUUACCCAUGAUCAUCCUCAUGUCACUAAUAAGGACAAGGACAACCAGCCGCAUGAGUAUACCCCUCAGACGACUCGCAUCAACGACAACAACUUUCGUCCGCUCUUCCGGAACUGCUUGGACCGUUUGUCUGCUUCCAAUCCACACGCUUGUGAUCAUGUCUCUGACUGGGAUGUUUCGGGCUUGACCAAUUGCAGCCAUUUCUUUUGGAAGCCAACCUAUGAUGGCAUGAGUGAUUGGAUGCUCAUGAGUCCAGGCGCCGAACUAUUCAAUGUCGAUAUCAGUCGUUGGCAACUCACUUCCU
Molecule: messenger RNA, 352 nt
Organism: Seminavis robusta
Lineage: Eukaryota; Bacillariophyta; Bacillariophyceae; Naviculales; Naviculaceae
Source: the annotation of a GenBank genome assembly